AUGCGUCCCUCCACUUUCGUUGCCGGCCUUGCUGCCGUUGCUGCUCCUGCUCUUGCCCAGAACAUGUCCAUCUGUGACAAGUACACCACUGCUCUCCUCAAGGAGAACACUGGUGCCAACCAGUUGACCCUGUUGACUCUCCUUGUCAACACUGUUGUCAUUGGUAACUACACUACACCCAACAUGAACGCCGUCCCCGGUAUUCUUGCCAAGGGUAACUACAUGGGCACCGAGGUCAACCUCCUCCCCUACUUCAACGGUGGUCUCGCCUCCUCCAACCGUGGUGGUGCCUCUGGUGUUGCCAUCAACUUCCUCGACGACGGUGGUGCCGCUCCUCUUAUGAAGAACCUGCCUUCCACCGGCACUUCAUCCAACCAGUACAAGCUGAUGACCCACUUGUACCAGUACUUCGGUGCUCUCCUUGGCUGCUCUGCCACUGGCUUCCCCAGCUACGCUGGCUUCGGCUCCCAAGCCGCUGUCCACAGAUUCAUGGACCUCUCUGCUGCAGAGGUCGGCUACUUCAUCCAGCAAGUUGCCCUCGCCGCCUCUUCGUUCGGCGUCUCCCAGGACGACAUUGCUGUUGUCGGCAAGGCCCUUAACACCAUCUUCAACGUCCGCUGCGCUCCCCCCACUGUUGUCAUCCCUGCUCAGGGUGCUCAGCUCCAGAGCAUCUGCCAGGACGAGACCUGCCUUCUCGCCCCCAUGGCCACCUGCGCCGCCUACCCUGCCACCAUGAAGCCCGCCAAGGCCAACGACACCAUGGCCGCCGGUGGUGCCGCCAACUCCACCAAGACUGGUGCUCCCGCUGCCACUUCUUCCAAGCCUGCUGCCUUCUCUGGUGCCGCCGUCAAGAUCGGUGCCGGUGCCGCUGGUCUCUUGGCCGCCGCCGUCCUCGCUCUGUAA
Aureobasidium subglaciale EXF-2481 is the source of this 903-nucleotide messenger RNA. RefSeq lists its product as uncharacterized. Bases 1 to 903 code for a protein of 300 amino acids. The transcript has a single exon. The record is from RefSeq and is a predicted model, not a curated record. Lineage: Eukaryota; Fungi; Ascomycota; Dothideomycetes; Dothideales; Saccotheciaceae.